Octodon degus (degu) is the source of this 2197-nucleotide messenger RNA. RefSeq names its product guanine nucleotide-binding protein-like 3-like protein. The record is from RefSeq and is a predicted model, not a curated record. Lineage: Eukaryota; Metazoa; Chordata; Mammalia; Rodentia; Octodontidae. Gene Ontology annotation, molecular function: GTP binding. The transcript has 2 exons. Gene Ontology annotation, cellular component: nucleolus.
UGACGCAGGGGGGGUGGAGAUUCGUGCCUCCAGGCUGAGAUCCCGAAGUCCCAAACUAGCGAGUCACGCAGCUCUGUUCCGUCAGCCGUGUGACACCACGCUACCUUGUCCUCCCUGGUCUACGCCGGAAGUGUAGGAAGAAAGUGGGCAGAUUUGAAUCUACCUGUUUCCAAGCUGGUUGAUCAUCAUGAAAUUUAGACAAAAAACUAAAAAGUCAGGUAAAGGUUCCAAAGGCUGUAAGAAGCCUGCAAAGCAAAAUGGGAAGAAAACAACCUCCAGAGUGUCUUCCACUUCCCGUUUUGUUCACUGCAAUGAUCACGCCAGCCGAGAGGGGGCAUUAAAGAAGAAGAGGGUUGAGGAGAUGAGGGAGAAGCAGCAAGCUGCCCGGGAGCAAGAGAAACACAAGCACAGAACCAUUGAGAAUUACUGUCAGGAUGUCCUGAGACGUCAGGAGGAGUUUGAACGCAAGGAGGAAGUUUUGCAGGAAUUAAAUAGGUUUCCUCAGUUGGAUGAUGAGGCCUCAAGAAGGGCUUUUUACAGGGAGUUCCGCAAGGUGGUGGAAUACUCUGAUGUGAUUCUGGAAGUCCUGGAUGCCAGAGACCCAUUGGGCUGUCGCUGUUUCCAAAUGGAAGAGGCUGUUUUUCAGGCAGAAGGCAACAAGAAGCUGGUCCUUGUUUUGAACAAAAUUGGACUUCCCAAUGUUGGGAAGAGUAGCCUGAUCAAUAGCCUGAAGCGCAGCCGUGCAUGCAGUGUGGGAGCUGUUCCUGGGGUAACUAAAUUCAUGCAGGAGGUCUACCUGGAUAAGUUUAUCAGGCUGCUGGAUGCCCCAGGCAUUGUCCCAGGACCCAACUCAGAGGUGGGUGCCAUCCUGCGCAACUGCAUCGAUGUGCAGAAGCUGGCAGACCCUGUGACUCCAGUGGAGACUAUCUUGAAGCACUGCAGUCUGGAGGAACUUUCCAACUAUUAUGGUGUAUCUGGGUUCCAGACUACUGAGCACUUUCUCACUGCAGUGGCCCACCGCUUAGGAAGGAAGAAAAAGGGAGGCUUAUAUAGUCAAGAGCAGGCUGCCAAAGCUGUCCUGGGUGACUGGGUGAGUGGGAAGAUCAGCUUCUAUAUACUACCACCACCCACGCACACUCUGCCUACUCAUCUCAGUGCUGAGAUUGUUAAGGAGAUGACUGAGAUCUUUGACAUUGAGGAUAUUGAGCAGGCCAAUGAAGACACCAUGGAAUGCUUGGCCACAGGAGAAUCUGAUGAGCUUUUGGGUGACAUAGACCCACUUGAAAUGGAGAUCAAGAGGCUGCAUUCUCCAGUGAUGAAAAUACCAGAUGCCAUUGAAAAUAUAACUACCGUAUAUCAGAGUGGAGAUCUUGCUGGGUGUCAUGCCAAUCCAAACUAUUAUCAAGUGGGAUGGGCUAAACGCAAUGUCGACCACCACCACACCAAGAGCAAUAAUGUGGUAGAGGUCAGUUCAGUGGACCGUCGCCCAGUUCUGCAGAGAAUUAUAGAGACAGACCCCCUGUAACAGGGCCAGGUUCUGGCAUCUGCCCUGAAGAAUAAGAAGAUGCAGAAGCGUACAGACAAAAUUGCCAGCAAGCUUUCUGAUUCCAUGAUGUCUAUCCUGUACCUUUCUGGCAAUGGUGAUAACAGUGCUGGUGACUAAUCCAAUGAUCUCAUCCCCUUCCCCAAGCCGUGGUUCCUGUGGGAUGGAAGAAAAGAGUUUGGGUCUCUGAAGUACCUGUAUAAUAAAAGAACCUCUUGCAUACCAUGUGUCCUCUCCCUUCACUGUUUCCUCUAUUCUGUCCAAUUUAAAAAAAUCUGGAGCCACUAAGUCUAGUAACUUUUAUUUAAUCCCUACUGUGUUUUAUGAGAGACAUAAAAUACCAGUGGAGCCCAGGUGCUAAAUAGUUUUAUCUCUCACCCUCUGUUGUGUAUUGGGUUGACUUGAAGGCUGUAUUACAACAAACCCUCUUGGACAACUGAAUGUACAGCUAGAUAAUGGACUGCUGAUAGACCUGAUGGUUCCUGGGAAGAUAUUUUCUUUAUUACUGUGUAAGAGAUUUCAGCACCAAGGUGUUUCAGUAGUGGAUUCCUGGCCAUGCAUCGUUCAAGUCCAUAGGUCCUCACCUGGGUGGCAGAGGGAACAAUGAUGUGAUUUCUGUUUUGGGAAAGGUCUGGGGCUAGGAUACUGGGAAAA